AGUCAAAACCACUUUCGUGUUGUCCCCGAGUUGGGAGUGUCGCGUAUACAAAAAGUUGUGCUGUUCAGUCCAAGAUGGCUGCCGUUUUUUACUUCCUCCUUGGUUUUGUCCAGCUUUGCGUAGCAGCAUUCUACAACGGUCAUACGGAAGUUGUGUCUACGAUGGCAGGAGACGUCGUGGGGGCUGAAGGAGCGAUAGACGGGGAAGCUUAUCGAGUGUUUAAGGGGAUACCGUACGCCGAGCCGCCCGUUGGACCGCUUCGAUUCAGCGACCCGGUUCCCAAAUCGUCAUGGGGUGGAGUGUUUAACGCUACCUCGUUCGGGCCAUCAUGCCCGCAGUCCAAGCCUGCCGUGGAUGGCUUUAACCCGGAGUACGUCGUGACGAUUCCAGAUGGGGGAUGGGAGAUUGGUGAAGACUGCUUGACUCUGAACGUUUACACUCCUCUAGGGAAUAUGACUCAGUCUGGGUUAGCAGUCAUGGUAUGGCUACAUGGAGGGGGCUACCAACAUGGCCAGGGUAGCGCCUAUGAUGUAUCUGUACUCACCACAAAAGGGGGCGUGGUCGUCGUCACAAUCAACUACCGGCUUGGCCCGUUUGGUUUCCUGUUCACCGGGGACGACGGCGCUAAGGGGAACUACGGGUUGAAGGACCAGCGACUGGCUUUGAAAUGGGUCAAGGAGAACAUCAUGGCGUUCGGUGGUGACCCUGAGAGAGUCACACUCUUUAGUCAAUCAGACGUGCUUGAAUCUAUACCGUUGCAUCUAAUGGCGGAUGACAGUCGCUCCCUGUUUCAUCGGAUGGCUGUUCAUAGCCCUAACUGGAAUACGGAAUUUAGUGACGAGUCGAAUGUAGAAGGGCUUGCGGGUUAUCUUAACUGUUCAAGUGAUAACACUAGCCUCUUGAUGGACUGCCUCCGAAGUAAAUCAAUGGAGGAGAUUCUAGACGCUGGGAUGGGUGGCUACGACGUCUGGCGCCCCGUCUUAAACGAUGAUUUCUUCGGUGCGAAGUCAAAGGACGGCAUCACGCAUGAUUUUCUCUCGGUCUUCAACACCGGGGAUGGUUCUAUUGGUCUCGAUCUACUCAAAAAGAGUCUCCAUUCAGACGGGGAAGACUAUAACCUCACCUCCGGGGUCACUGAGGAACAAUUCGGGGAAUGGUUGCGUUCAUACACAGACGACUCUGGGGUGUCUAAACUUGCGAUUGAAGAACACUACAUCUCCAACGACUUCGCGGAUGAGAACUUUGCUCGUAUGCAAGCCCUCGUCGACAUCCACUUAGAUACCAAUAGCAUCCGGUACCAUUCAAAACGUCUUGACGAUCUGGAUAAAAUGCUCUCCUCGAUCUUCAUGAUGGUUUUUGAUCAUCGUUCGUCCGUUGAUUGGGAGUAUCCAGAAAUCGAGCUCGUACCACAUGGUGGGGAGAUGUCUUACGUCUUGGGGCUGCCGUUCAUCGCGCCUGGUGACGGCAGGACGUUCACCUCCGAGGAGCAAGCUCUGAGUCAACGCAUGAUUGAGUUCUGGUCAAAUUUCGCCAAAACUGGGAACCCCAACUCUGACACGACCGACCCACCGUCCAAUCUUACCGGACCAAUCUGGCCCGAAUACGGCGACACCAAGGAGUACCUCCAGGUCCGACUAAACUCCGAGGAGGUCGGCAGCGACUACCGAGGCGAGGAGGCCCUCUUCUGGAACGAGUACCUACCGGAGCUCAACGAGGCUGCGAGGGAGUCCUGCCCGACCGAAGAAGCGACGGAGAGGACCCCGAGCUCUCCCGAGUGGACCCCAGAACCGACCGAUGGAAAGGACCCAACUCCAACUGGGAUGUGUGGCGAGAAGCCCGUCAUAGGUAAAUCUCUCGGAUUAGAGUUAAGCCCCGCUCAGGCGGAGUCCUUAAUCGGUACGAUGAUCUUUGUAAGCGUGGGUUUGCUAUGCGUUAUCGUCAUGGUCUUUGGAGCUCUCUUGGGGUAUAAGUUCAAAUCCAAAAGGGGAAAUCCAGAUCAGAAGGCAGAAUUGAGUGUUGAGAAGGGAGCCGCACCUCAAAACGGCUACGAGCUCACUAACAAAAACCACGUCAAUUCUGUAAAUGAGUCUGGCCCCCAAGAAGGAGUGUACGAGAACAUGCAGGCACCAGCUGCUGUUGUCCUCAGCACAGAGAUAUACCACAAACCUGAUCUGCAUGACAGCGAAGAAGACGACGAGGCGGAGUCCCUACAAGAGAAACGCCCGAUACCAGACAGUGACGAAGAAGAGAUCCCACCGCAUUAUGCCUCCGUUGAUAGGUCAACUCGACCUACAGAGGAUGACGCUGACUCUGUGAACGAGGAGGUUACCUUCCCACCACCUCCUGGAGACUGGAUUAGCAAGUCUCCGUUGGCUCUGGUGGAACCGGUUGGGGAUGAGGUUGACCCAGACACCACUGAGGAGAAGAGCCCCUCCAGGUCUGACGAAGGAAGUGUUGUGUCUGACCCACCCACCGAACCUGAUGAAGAAAACACAAGAAUGUAGUCGAAAGGUGACUUCUAGCCGGUGUUGCGGAAAUCCACCCCCCCCCCCCACCCCCACCGCCACCACCCAUACUGCUUGUUGUGUCACAGUUUCCUCUAUGGUAGCGCCCUCUUUUGACUCAACCUCCCUCAGAUGUUAGUUUACCGUAUUUGGGACAAACACACAUCUGUUGGCAAAAUCUCACAGCCCUUCACAAUCUUAACGUUGAGUCUGAUUUUAUUGCUCAAAGACACUCUUUAGUCUCACUUAUUCUAUGAGACCAGAUCACCUUUAAAGGCACUCACGAACAUUGUCAAAGAUCCGCAAUUGCAGUUAUCAUUGGAUAUAGCUUUGGCAAUGUGCCUUAAAGGCAUUGGGCACUAUUGGUAAUUACUCAAAAUAAUUAUCAGCAUAAAACCUAACUUGGUAACGAGUAAU
Molecule: messenger RNA, 2921 nt
Organism: Asterias rubens (European starfish)
Lineage: Eukaryota; Metazoa; Echinodermata; Asteroidea; Forcipulatida; Asteriidae
Product: acetylcholinesterase-like
Exons: 2
Coding region: 75-2504 (809 amino acids)
Biological process (GO): chemical synaptic transmission; presynaptic membrane assembly; neuron cell-cell adhesion
Cellular component (GO): cell surface; synapse
Molecular function (GO): neurexin family protein binding; signaling receptor activity
Source: RefSeq, a predicted model, not a curated record